AUGUUGACCAACUUCAGGACUCUCUACGCAGCGCUCGCGCUCGCGUUCGCGCUGGGUGGCACCGUCCAGGCGCUCGCGCCUGGCUUCAAGCCCUCCUUGCCCUUCUCGCUCCCACCGAUUCCAUCGAACCUCCCUUCGUCGCCUACCGGCAGCACUCCUGCCUUUCCCGGUGGCCUACCGGUGCUGCCUUCUCCAGCACAAUGGGCCGACGCUCGUUUGAACGACUAUCGCCCGUCCAAGGCGCGUCUUGCCUACCGCGGCGACCAGGGGAUGGCGGUCUCGUGGUCGACACCCAAGCAGCUGCCUCUCCCUGCGGUGCUCUUUGGUAAGACGCCUUCUCUCCUCGAUCGCAUCGCCACGAGCACCACUUCGAUCACCUACAAUACCUCGACGUACUACUCGAACCACGUGAUUCUCGACGGUCUCGAGCCGAACAGCAAGUACUACUACCUCCCCAUCCUCGGUGAUCCCGUCAAAGAUGUGCGUUCGUUCACCACGGCCUACACACCCGGUGACACCACACCGUACACCAUUGCCGUCGUCGCCGAUCUAGGGACGAUGGGAUCGCUCGGUCUGUCGGAUCACGUCCCCCCCGGCGCCGCCAACCCGCUCACCACCGGCGAGAUCACCACCAUCCAGCGCCUUACCAUGACCCAAACCACCUACGACCACAUCAUGCACGUUGGCGACAUCGCCUACGCUGACUACUGGCUCAAAGAAGUGGUUCUUGGCUACAUCAACGGGUCCAUCGCCGCAGGUCCGCAGCUGUACGAGCAGAUCAACGAGGAGUUCUACGACGAGAUGGAACCUCUCACCUCCUCCCUCCCCUAUCAUGUUCUGCCCGGAAAUCACGAUAGCAACUGCGACAAUUCCGGGUACAAGAACUAUACCGAGUCCAUCUGCCCUCCCGCCCUGACCCACUUUACAGGGUACAACCAGCACUGGAACAUGCCGAGCGAUCUCAGUGGGGGGUUCAAGAACAUGUUUCACAGCUACGAUGUGGGGAUGGUGCACUAUGUGGUGUAUGAUACGGAGACGGAUCUGGGUGGUGGUCUUGUUGGGCCUGAGGAUGCUGGUGGGUCGAGUGGUGCCAAUGAUGGUCCUUUGACGAGUGGCUCUGCGCAGAUGGAUUUCUUGCGAAAAGACCUGGCCAGUGUGGAUCGAACAAAGACGCCUUGGGUCAUCGCCGCCGGUCACCGACCAUGGUACAUGGCAGCAAAGAGCUCCAGCUUGUGCACCGUGUGCCAGACGGCCUUCGAGCAACUGUUCAACGAUCACGGUGUGGAUCUCGUGCUCAACGGUCACCAGCACAAUAUGCAGCGUCAAACACCCCUCCUCCCCGGUGGGGUCAUCGAUCCGAAUGGUCUGAACAACCCCAAGGGACCAAUGUAUAUCUUGACGGGCGCCGCCGGCCACUUUGAUGGUCUUGACGCUGCCAAGACGCCCUUCCCGGCCUACACCCAGUUCGUCAACGAUACCCUCUAUGGGUUUAGCAGGCUCACCUUCCACAACCGCACACACCUGACGCACGAAUUUGUAAGCUCAAAGACGGGUAGCGUGCUGGACAGCGCUACGCUGUACAAGCAGCACUAG
This is a messenger RNA of Kalmanozyma brasiliensis GHG001, 1593 nucleotides long. RefSeq names its product Iron/zinc purple acid phosphatase-like C-terminal domain protein. Gene Ontology annotation, molecular function: metal ion binding; acid phosphatase activity. Lineage: Eukaryota; Fungi; Basidiomycota; Ustilaginomycetes; Ustilaginales. The coding region runs from base 1 to 1593 and encodes 530 amino acids. The transcript has a single exon. The record is from RefSeq and is a predicted model, not a curated record.